Messenger RNA from Hylaeus volcanicus, 1160 nucleotides. It is a transcript of the gene Dtwd2, whose product is annotated as tRNA-uridine aminocarboxypropyltransferase 2. Lineage: Eukaryota; Metazoa; Arthropoda; Insecta; Hymenoptera; Colletidae. The transcript is spliced from 5 exons. Bases 128 to 886 code for a protein of 252 amino acids. The record is from RefSeq and is a predicted model, not a curated record.
ACAGGCAUAAAUGUUUACAUAUUGUUGUAGAGUUUGAAUGCUAACCGAUACUAUUAAUUAUGCCUGUACUUCUAUCAACCAAUUGUUCUAUUUGACACUUUUUUUAUUUUCGUAAUUCGAUUUUAUAAUGAAUGAAGAAACUGUGUGGCAAGAACUAUCGGAAAUACUUGCUGAUCCUCCAGAAGCGAGAGAUAAAUGUUCGCAAUGCAAAAGACCAGUGCCAGUAUGUUGGUGUCCAGGAUUACCAAAGCAUCCUGUGAAUCCUUCAUCGAGAAUAAUAAUUUUACAGCAUCCAGCUGAAGCAAAACGUUGUUUGCGAACUGCACCUAUGCUUGCAUUAGGUCUGGAACCUGGCAAGUGUGCAAUUUUCAGGGGAAAGAAAUUUCCAUUACAUAAACAUGAUGGAUUAACAGAAAUUUUAAAUGAUAAAAAUACUGUAUUACUGUAUCCAUCUCCUGAUGCUGUAGCACUUGAUCAAUUAAAUCCAAUUGGUAGAAAUGGACAAAAGCCUUAUAAUCUUAUAUUGUUAGAUGGAACUUGGCCACAAGCAAAGGCAAUAUAUCAUUCAAGUCCAGCACUUUCUAAUUUACGAGCUUGUAAAUUAGUUGGUGUUCCAACAAGUGAAUAUGUUAUUAGAACACAACCAACUGAAGGUUGCUUGUCUACACUUGAAACUGGUGCAAUUGCACUUUCUAUUCUGGAAGGUGAUUCAGAAUUGAAAGAUAAAAUGCUUGGACCCCUACAUUAUCUAUGCAGGUUUCAAUUAGAAAACGGGGCUGUAACUCAUCAGAGUAAGGAAUUUUUAAUUAAACAAAAGGCUUAUCCCAAACUUAUAGGACGGAGAUUAGCUAAGCAGUUACGUAUGCUACCUGAAGAAUCUACGUAACAUUUUCUGUCUAAUAGUUAAAAAUAAUAGAUAAAGUACUAAUUAUAGAUAUUAUGAGAUUCAUUCUAUAACAUAUGUUUAAUUUUGAUAAACAUGUACAGGGACAGUAUUUCGUAAAGAUAAACAAAUUAUAUAAAUAAGCAUCGUCUUUAAUUUAAAGACACAUAUUUUUAUAAAUAUUACGUCACGUUAUUUCAUAGUUUUGGUCAAUAUAUGAAAAUCAAAUUUCAUAUUUCCAUGUUGUGGCAUAAAGGCGAAUGACCAUUGAAGAACA